Molecule: messenger RNA, 3063 nt
Organism: Mustela erminea (ermine)
Lineage: Eukaryota; Metazoa; Chordata; Mammalia; Carnivora; Mustelidae
Exons: 2
Coding region: 1042-1947 (301 amino acids)
Source: RefSeq, a predicted model, not a curated record
GGGGUUUUUUUUUAAGCCUUCCAAGGGAUCAUGGUGCUGGACUGGGGUUAAGACCCAGUGAAAAGGACACUGCAACAAGUCAAAUGUUGGAUGGAUAGGAGAGGAAGAGGAAGAAAGUAGAUGUACCUGGUUUCUGAUUUGGGGGGACCCUUGGGAAUGGGGGGUUCAGAGGAGGAGCUCAGGAGAAUGAGGCAGAACCUAGUUUGCGCCAGAUGGCUGGUAGGUUGCUCAGAUGAUGACGGGCUAGGUUUGUCCUGAAGAUGCUUGCCGCCCCACCAGGUCCAGCUGCCACCUCAAGUCCCCAGUCCAGGCCAGCCCUCUUUCUGGUGCUGUGACUGUCACUCACAGAGGGCUAGCAGGUUUUCAAGGGAGCUGGGCUCCUCAGGAUUCUAAACCAUCUGGGUGCUCCCUUGGUGCGUGUCAGUGAUGCCUGCCCUGACCACCCCCAGGACACGAGGACAUGCCAGCCCAGUUCCUACUUCGUUUUGGGUCCAAGUGUGUCUGGGCUUGGGGCUUGUCAUUUAUUUAGAUUCCAGUGAAACUUGGCUGGGAUCUUAGUUAAUCUGGGCGAUGUCUCUAGAAAGGUGCCACAGGGCUCCGGCUUAGAUACGGACGAGGUUGCAGGGAGCCCCAGAGUCACGAGCCAUCAGAUUCUCACCUACUGGAACAAGGAUCAGAACAAAUGAAGACAUUAAGCAAAAAAAGUCCUUCCCUUGAGCCUAAAAUCCAACCAAGUAGACAGGGGUAGGUAAGGGCUUGGGACUUUUCUGGCCAGGAAGUGCUGUAUGAUCACUUAUACUGAUCUCUGGUUGCAUUAAUGAAGGUAGACCUCAUAAAAAGAGGGAGGGGAUGGGUCAGCUCUUUGGUACCGCUUAGACCACCAUCAACAACAGAUUGAGUUUAUAUCAUGUACCGCAGAAGAAGAGAGAGGCUGAUCCAAACAAGUCUGGGGCAGGGGUUGCAACUUAAUUUAGGGUCCCAGGAGGGAUGUGAGGGGAAGGGAAUGGUCAGCUUGAGGAGGAGAACCCAGGGAAGGUGUGGAUGCUGCCGUCAGAUCUCUGGCAAGUCCAGCCAAGGGAAAGGGCACCAACAGGUUCUUCAUGGCUUAGGGCCACAAGAAAGGGACAGUUGGGGCAGCCCAAGGUAGGCAGAGCUGCCUGGGGAAGCCUCGUGAGCUCACCGUCACAGGAGGUAUGCAAGCUGAGGCCAAGGUGGCUUUUCAUUGUGUGGCUGUGGUUCCAGUCGAGAUGUGAACAGUGUGUGGGGAACCAGAGGAGCGAGAUACUGACCUGGGGGAGGCUUCUGGAAGGAGGUGGCAUCGAAGGAUGGCAGGAAUGUCUGCUUCGUGGAAUCAGCAUUCCAGGCGGAGGGAAUUGCACUGGGGCAGGGGAAGACGGCGGGUGGGUUGUGGAGGCAGGGAGGUGGUUUAGGUGGGGUGACCCAGGGUCCGGUUUCAAGCUGCACCAGCGAGGUGGCGAGGGGCAGUGGGUACGAAGUCCUGUGGAGGAGGAAGUGCCAGGACGUGGUAAGGAAGGGGUCCCCACGGAGAAUCCCCUCCAGGUUUUGCUUGGAGUCACCACUGCUGUGACCCGGGCUGCGAAUUCAGGCCCUCAGUCCUCCGAGCGGCUUUGGGGCCAAUCCGAGUGCCAUCUUCGGGGAGUAGCCCAGCCUGGGAGCCCCAGUCAGGCCCUGGCCCCUGGUGUCCCCUUCCUCAGCUCUGCGCUCAUGGCCUGGGGGCCGGGCGGAGAGUGUGAGCGGCCUUCCUGCCAACCCUGUGUGGGAGAAACUCCCCGACUCCAGCUGUCAGAUUUCUGGGGAGGCCCAGGAGGGGGCAGGUCGGAGCUGCUGGAUGCUGGAGAAGAUCCCUCCUUGUUUGACGGACGGGCGGGCAAGCCGGGGCCCAGGCCGAGCAGCGGCCCAGAUCCCAGGGGUCUCUGGAAACGGUGAUGCCCUUGUCUUUGGUCCUCACUGGUCAUUACUGUUCUUGGGAGAGGUCCUGGAACAUUCUCCUUCUGUCCUGUCCUGUCCAUCCCUCUGCUUCUCUAGAUGCCAGGAAAGACAGACAGGGCAGGCCGCUGAAGGGCAGGAGUUCUUCUGGGGCCACCUCCCAACCUAGCAGGCUGCCCCGGAGGGGGACCUGGGCUCCUCCAGACUGCACUCUGCCUCGGUUUCCCUAAGGAGUGCUCCUCUAGCUUAGGUCCUGCUCCUGGCAGGGUUCAAAAGUGUGGAAACGGCUUCUAGAUUCUCUUUGUCUAUAGGUGGGCUUGGCUGGGGGAGGGGGCCACCUGGUAGCAGCCACAGGCACUUGUGGGAGCAAGGAUUUAUUUUAGCUGCUGGGGGAGGAGGUGUGAUCUCCUGAUGAGGGGGCCUGUGAGAGCCGCCUCUGCCUCCGUAAAGCUCCCAGCCAACCCCUCUGCUGUCUGGUCCCUCUCUGGGGGGGCAGUGGGACCCCGAGAGCCCCAGGGGCACAGCCCUUUACGGAACAUGCGGUGCCUUCCCACCUUCCUCAACCUGCUGUCCCUGCGGCCAGGCGUCCCUGUCCCCACCGCACACAGGAGCAAACAGACUCAGAGGGCACGUCCCUCAGCCAGUCCCUGUCUGUGCUGGGCGCAGAACCUGGGUCCCUCCGCAGCAGGCCAGCUGGGCCCAGCCUCUGGGUCCCCCAGCUUCCCCAUCCCUCAACCGCUGCCUGGUCCUUGACCUGGACCCUGACACAAGAGAGACCAAGGUGAACCGGUGCUGAGCCUGCUCGCACCUCCUCCCAUGGGUGCCGGGACCCGAAGGGCUGUGAUCAAGCCUGAUAACCCCAGCGCGAGGGGGCCCCUGGCCUUGGCCGUGGAGAGGGACUUGCGCUCGCCAGCAGAGCGGGCUGCCCCUGGCGAUUCGGAAGCGUGUGAGGCGGACAGGGGCGAGCGCGGCCGGCACACUGGGAGUCACAGGUGUGAUUACUCAGCCCCAUUGUGGGUGGCUUUUGUCGGGCCUCUCCCAGGGUGGCAGGGUGGGGCCUAGGGCAGGCCCCGAGCCAAGCGGCAGGACUGGCCUCGCAGGCUGGAGGGGCCCAGC